Messenger RNA from Cygnus atratus (black swan), 1842 nucleotides. RefSeq names its product sorting nexin family member 30 (gene SNX30). The transcript has 9 exons. Gene Ontology annotation, molecular function: phosphatidylinositol binding; protein binding. Gene Ontology annotation, cellular component: cytoplasm. NCBI's taxonomy places the organism in Eukaryota, Metazoa, Chordata, Aves, Anseriformes, Anatidae. The record is from RefSeq and is a predicted model, not a curated record. Bases 176 to 1492 code for a protein of 438 amino acids.
CCUCCUCCGCCGCCGCCUCCGCCUCGUCCGCCGCCGCCUGGCAGCGCGGUGGCGGCGGGCAGCCUCCGGCUGUGGCCCCGCAGAGCCGAGCGGAGCCGGGCCGAGCCGAGCCGAGCCGAGCCGCGCCGCGCCGGGCCGAGCCUCCUCCGGUCGCCGCCCGCCCGCCCCUGUCGCGAUGUCGGGCGCGGCGCCCGGCGCCCCCAAGCCGCUGCCGUCCUCCGGGCCGAAGUCGCUGCGGGAGAUGCCGCAUCCCCUGGCCACGUCCAGCAGCGAGGAGAUGGGGCCGGCGCUCAGCCCCAGCCCCGACCUGCUGCUGCCCCGCGGCAUCGCCGACAAGGAUCUCAGUCUACCCAAUGGCACACCUGUUGACACGUCUAGCCCAGCCUCCUCCUCAUCUCUUCUCAACAGACUACAGUUGGAUGAUGACUUGGAUGGGGAAACUAGAGACCUGUUUGUUACUGUUGAUGAUCCCAAAAAACAUGUGUGCACAAUGGAGACGUACAUCACAUACAGAGUUACAACAAAGACCACACGAGCUGAGUUUGAUUUGCCAGAGUAUUCUGUGCGUCGGCGGUACCAAGACUUCGACUGGUUGAGAAACAAGCUGGAAGAGUCUCAGCCAACGCAUCUCAUUCCCCCACUUCCUGAGAAAUUUGUGGUGAAGGGUGUCGUUGAUCGCUUUUCUGAAGAGUUCGUGGAGACAAGGAGGAAAGCGUUAGACAAAUUCUUGAAGAGAAUAACCGAUCAUCCAGUGCUUUCUUUUAAUGAGCACUUCAACGUGUUUCUCACUGCCAAGGAUCUUAAUGCAUACAAAAAGCAAGGAAUGGCAUUGCUGUCAAAGAUGGGAGAGUCAGUCAAAUACGUCACAGGAGGCUACAAAUUAAGAAGUCGUCCACUGGAGUUUGCAGCCAUUGGAGAGUAUCUAGACACAUUCUCUCUAAAACUUGGUACCAUUGACAGAAUAGCACAACGGAUUAUCAAGGAACAAUUGGAAUACUUGGUGGAACUACGAGAAUAUGGACCUGUUUAUUCAACGUGGGGUGGGCUGGAGGUUGAAUUAUCAGAGCCACUGGAAGGAGUGUCUGCCUGCAUUGGGAACUGCUGCACAGCUCUUGAAGAACUCAGUGAAGACAUGACAGAAGACUUCCUGCCUGUGCUUAGGGAAUAUAUACUGUACUCGGAGUCAAUGAAGAAUGUGCUGAAGAGGAGAGACCAAGUUCAAGCGGAGUAUGAAGCAAAACUGGAAGCAGUAGCCUUGAAAAAAGAAGACCGUCCAAAGGUACCCACAGAUGUUGAGAAAUGUCAAGACCGAGUAGAAUGUUUUAAUGCUGACCUGAAAGCAGAUAUGGAGAGAUGGCAGAACAACAAGCGACAAGACUUUAGGCAGCUACUCAUGGGGAUGGCAGAUAAAAACAUCCAGUACUACGAGAAGUGCCUUACGGCGUGGGAGUCAAUUAUACCACUAUUGCAAGACAAGCCAGAGACCAAAUGAGAAGUACCUUCAUGGACAGUCUAGCACUUCCGUGCUCAGUACCACUAGACAUACCGGAACUGUAUGAAGGACUCUUCUUUGUCACAUUAACUGAAAUGCCAGCUGUGCUGAAGCUGGAACAGACCCUCUGAGAACUAGUCAAAUUUUUUUCCUCAUUUUCUGUUUAAACUGGGGUAUGUUUCAUCUUUUUGAGUUAUCUUGAAUGGUUCCUUCUCUAUCCUAUGGAGUGAUAUGGGGCUUAUAGUGAAAGUGCAUGGGGAUCAUAAAACUUACCUCUUUAGUCUGGAAGGAACUGAUGAGUAGAACACUAAAAAGAUGAAAAUAAAACUCUACUGCAAGGUGCCAAAUGA